Molecule: messenger RNA, 1265 nt
Organism: Rhincodon typus (whale shark)
Lineage: Eukaryota; Metazoa; Chordata; Chondrichthyes; Orectolobiformes; Rhincodontidae
Product: ciliogenesis associated TTC17 interacting protein
Exons: 9
Coding region: 1-1164 (387 amino acids)
Biological process (GO): cilium organization; actin filament polymerization
Source: RefSeq, a predicted model, not a curated record
AUGGUAACCGCCGCCGCGGCAGUUAGCCCGCAGCGGGAGGGGACUCCUCAACAAACUGGUGGUGAGAAACUCCACUCGCUCAACGCGAAAUCAAAGUUCCUGCCUGCCAAAUCGAACAUUUCACCUCGACCUUUCUCAGUGCCGGAGGAAUUCAAGAAUAUUUACUUCACAGACUCCCUGGUGACGGUUUCUGAUACAGGGAAAGAGAUUGGUGAAUUUACUGUCACCUUGCAGCCUAUCUUGUAUCAUAGUUUCCCAUGUCUUAGUGUUCAUGCUAACAGCCACGGGUCCAUUGACUCUAUCCCAUGUGGAACAUCCAUCUCAGCUUACGUUUCUCUUGAGCUUGAAACAUUGGAACAAUAUCACCAGGAAUAUAUCAAGCUGAAGGAUCAACCGCUGAUGAAGAAAACAGAUAUAAAAAGAGAACCGCAUGGUUAUGUUGUGACGUGGGAAACCACAUCCAAACAGACUGUGACAACCGAGACCUUGACCUUCAGUCUGGAAGAAAUGCAUGGGUUUGUGUCAGAGGCCAGUAACCUGGCUCUUUUACGGAUCCUAGCCCAACGAAACAAAUUCUCCGACGACAUGGUCUUUCUCUCUUUCGACAGUGAAAUGAAGCUUUCUACUUCUACAUAUAUGAAUCUGGGACACAGAACAGUGAAGAUCGGAAAACAGGAACAGGAUGUUCUUGGCAUCCAAAGGACAAUUCACUCCGAGACAAGUGGCCCCAUGAGCUGGCAGUCCAACUUCCUGUCAUCUGGGCAUUUAACAAGCAGAGUGCAAGUGGGCUCCCCAGCUACAAUGGUGCUGACCCAGUUACCUCACCUGAGAGAAGCAGAUGAAGAGGAACCUAAACCAGUCUUUGAGAAGAAACCCUUGAUUUGGGAAGAAGACCUGCAGCUGUAUUCUAAAUUUAUUGACAGAACGGAGGCCCUCAAAGCUGACUACAAUAGCUACCUAAGACACCACCCAGAGUUGAGAUCAUUACUGGCUGACUUCCUGGAGUUUCUCCUCCUGCGGAAACCAGAGGACGUCAUCACCUUUGCUGCAGAAUAUUUUGCCCCUUUCUCCGCCUUCCACACAGAAGGAAAUGCCUUCCUCACCUCAAACAAGCCAAGCCCCUUCAAAGAACGGGAAGGACCUUCCAAGAAGGGGAAGAUUUAAAGUGAAAAUUUUGUUGUUACGCUAAUUGCUUUUUAACCACUGACAUUUGUGUAGCACUUCAACAUAUUAAAGUAGCCCAAAGUGCUUCUCACUUCAUGUAA